CACACAUCACUCAUCAUGAUUCAAGCGACGCAAAUGAUAUCAGCUACAACUCUCACCUCUUUCUUCCUUCUUCUUCAUCAUCAACAACAAAAAAAGACGCCGACUGCAGCUUCGGCUACAAUGGAUCUUAACUCAUGGGCUCUGCCACAACUGUCGAAACUGCUCCCUCUAGACGAUGAAUCAUUGAAGCAGAUCAUCUCGUACACUGAAACUCUGCCGAAUAGGGAAGCGGCCGAUCACCUUCAAAAUCUAUUGGGCGACAGUCCGCAGGCUUUGGAAUUCAUCACGUCUUUCAAUAAUCGAAGAAAACCUCAAGCUUCGGCCAGCUCUGGCCAAAAUUCAAAUGCUGGUGGUAUAUCAGAAGUGCCAAAAGCCAAGCGACACGGCAAGAAGAAGGCACCAUUGAACAAGCUUCCACCUCCGCGACAGGUAGAGAAUUUCGGCAAUGUGGCAGGUGGCUAUGUCAAAAAAGAAGAAGAAGACUACAUGUCUGGUUCUUCGAAAGCGAAACAGAACAAAGGUGCCGCUUUUGCUCUCUCGACCGAGCCGGACGCUAUCCAGAUACCCAGAACAUCAGACACUUCGACACCGAAAUCGCGCGGCAUAUCGCCCGCUCCUCCACCUUCUAAACUCCCACCUUCAGCAGCGGGCCAGCUUAUAUCCGAUGUGAAAGCCAAAUCUUCCCGAAACUCCUCGCCCAAGCCAAAGGCCAAGGUCAAUGUCGCAGGCGGAACUCCCAUGCAUGGUGCUUCGACCGCUCUCAAUGACCUUGAAUCUGCAAUAAGAGCAUUGGAGAUUCAAACUAAUCCCUCACUUUCUUCGUCGCAGGACCAAAGCAAGCGCAAGUGCAACUGCAUGGCGACGCGACAUCCACUGCUCGAAGCCGCGCCCAAUUGCCUCAAUUGCGGUAAGGUCAUUUGUGUCAAAGAAGGCAUCGGACCAUGUACAUUUUGCGGGAAAGCACUGCUCAGCUCAGAUGAGAUUCAGUCCAUGGUCAAGGUCCUACGGGAAGAGCGAGGGAAAGAGAAGAUGGCCGCAAAUAAUAGUAAUCAGAAACGCGCCGAUGUCGCCGCAGCACCUCGACCAUUCUCCACGCCCAAGUCUGCCACUCCCCUGUCAUCAAACCCCGCUUCAGAUGUGGAUUCAGAAUCUGAGAAGUUGGCAAAAGCAAAGCAGCACCGUGACAGACUUCUAGCAUUCCAAGCCCAGAAUGCGCGCCGGACCCAAGUGCACGAUGAAGCUGCUGAUUUCGAGACGACGAGUGCUGGAUUAAGCAUGUGGGCAAGCCCUCAAGAGCGAGCGAUGCAGUUAAAGAAACAGCAAAAGGCACUUCGCGAACAGGAGUGGAAUGCUCGGCCAGAGUACGAGAAGCGCAAAGUUGUGGCGAGCAUCGACCUAGCUGGCGGGAAAAUUGUCAGGAAAAUGGCGGCGAUGGAACGGCCAUCGACACCUGAGAGCGAAGACGAGUCGCCGGAGCCAACCCAGAACCCUGAUCGACGUGCCAUCUCCAGUGGUGGCGGCGCAUUCAGCAGGAACCCUUUGCUAGGGGGAUUGAUCCGCCCUACCAUCAAGUUAGAUACUAAAGGAAAGGGGAAAGAAAGCGAGAAGAAACAAACAUGGAGACGAGUACAGGACGAUGACGACGAUAACGAACAAUGGAUUCUAGAUGGUGGUGCUUAUGGUGGACAAGCUACAGCACAAGAGCAGGAUGUAUGUGGUUAG
Periconia digitata is the source of this 1722-nucleotide messenger RNA. The record is from the annotation of a GenBank genome assembly. NCBI's taxonomy places the organism in Eukaryota, Fungi, Ascomycota, Dothideomycetes, Pleosporales, Periconiaceae.